Messenger RNA from Racocetra fulgida, 184 nucleotides. Lineage: Eukaryota; Fungi; Glomeromycota; Glomeromycetes; Diversisporales; Gigasporaceae. The record is from the annotation of a GenBank genome assembly.
AUGAUAAAGCAAUCAAUUGGCUUCAAUUGGGGUGCAGCAGCUGUGAGCACUUCUGUUUGGAAAGGCGUUCCAUUAAACUAUGUUUUAAAGAUGGCUGGAGUUAGUCUUGAUGAUGAUUCUGAAGAAUUUCGCUAUGUAUGUUUUAUGGGUGCUGACAAAUUACCAAAUGGUAAUUAUGGCACAA